GAACGGACAGAGACUGGACAGAGACUUACGAAGCUAUAGAAUCUCUCCUGUAGAAGUGACCCAGACCCCAGUGAGACCACCUCAGACCCCAGGCCUCAGUGACUAGGCCUCCACACACACAUAUGGAACAUGACCAGGUAAGUGGAUUUACUCUCUUCUAUAACUCAUCGGACAUUGUUGUUCCUACUUGGUUUGGGGACAAAACAUUGUCAGGUCUAGUUUUGUCCCUGGUAUGGCUGCAAGUUCGAUAGACCUUGCAUUUUUUAUUUAAAUGUGAGUUUAGUAGAAGUUUGAGGCAUUUAAAUGAGUAUUUUAUGGAAUUGGAUCUCGGCUUUGAAUGUUUGCUAGUAAAUUCAGUUGUGUUUCACUGAUCAGUAAUUUGCCAUUCGGGUUUGGGUCCACUGAGUAGAUUUUGGUUUGGGUCCACUGAGUAGACAUAUUGGUGCAACACUUCUCAGCAUUGCUCACAUUACCAUAACAACACUUACCACAUGCUUGUGAUGCUGAUGGGUGUGUGUGUUAGAAUAUUGCCAAGACCAUGUCGUGGACUUACAAAUUCCCCAUAUCAAUGUUUGUCAUACAGAUGUUGGAUCUUAUCUUGAUCACUCAAGAAAAUUCAAAUGAGCCUUGUGAAUCCCUGAAAAAUAGCAGUUCUCUUUCUCUUCAUGCGGGGGCAGUCGAGUCACUGGGAUCAGGGCUUGCUAUCAAAUUUUUUUUCUCUAUCGCUCGCUCAAACACUAGGCCUAGGUCCUAUCACUGCAACAUUCAAAUGUUCAAAAAUGUAUCUGAAAUGCAGCCAUACAUACAGUGUAUUCGGAAAGUAUUGAGACCCUUUCACUUUUGCCACAUUUUAUUACGUUACAGCCUUAUUCUAAAAUGGAUUAAAUCGUUUUUUCCCCUCAUCAAUCUACACACAAUACUCCAUAAUGACAAAGCAAAAACAGCUGAAAUAUCACAUUUACAUGAGUAUUCAGACCCUUUACUCAGUACUUUGUUGAAGCACCUUUGGCAGCGAUUACAGCCUCGAGUCUUCUUGGGUAUGACACUACAAGCUUGGCACACCUGUAUUUGGGGAGUUUCUCCCAUUCUUCUCUGCAGAUCCUCUCCAGCUCUGUCAGGUUGGAUGGGGAGUGUCGCUGCACAGCUAUUUUCAGGUCUCUGUAGAGAUGUUCGAUCGGGUUCAAGUCCUGGCUCUGGCUGGGCCACUCAAGGAAAUUCUGAGACUUGUCCCGAAGCCACUCCUGUGUCGUCUUGGCUGUGUGCUUAGGGUCGUUGUCCUGUUGGAAGGUAAACCUUCGCCCCAAUCUGAGGCCCUGAGCGCUCUGGAGCAGGUUUUCAUCAAGGAUCUCUCUGUACUUUGCUCCGUUCAUCUUUCCCUCAAUCCUUACUAGUCUCCCAGUCCCUGCCACUGAAAAACAUCCCUACAGCAUGAUGCUGCCACCACCAUGCUUCACCGUAGGGAUGGUGCCAGGUUUCCUCUAGAUGUGACGCUCGGCAUUCAGGCCAAAGAGAUCAAUCUUGUUUUCAUCAGACCAGAGAAUCUUGUUUCUCAUGGUCUGCGAGUACUUCAGGUGCCUUUUGACAAACUCCAAGCGGGCAUGUGCCUUUUACUGAGGAGUGGCUUCUGUCUGGCCACUCUACCAUAAAGGCCUGAUUGGUGGAGUGCUGCAGAAAUGGUUGUCCUUCUGGAAGGUUUUCCCAUCUCCACAGAGGAACUCUGGAGCUCUGUCAGAGUGACAAUCGGGUUCUUGGUCACCUCCCUGACCAAGGCCCUUCUCCCCUGAUUGCUCAGUUUGGCCGAGUCUUGGUGGUUCCAAACUUCUUCCAUUUAAAAAUGAUGGAGGCCACUGUGUUCUUGGAGACCUUCAAUGCUGCAGACAUUUUUUGGUACCCUUCCCCAGAUUUGUGCCUCGACACAAUCCUGUCUACGGUCAAUUCCUUCAACCUCAUGGCUUGGUUUUUGCUCUGACAUGCACAACUGUGGGACCUUAUAUAGACAGGUGUGUUCCUUUCCAAAUCAUGUCCAAUCAAUUGAAUUUACCACAGAUGGACUCCAAUCAAGUUGUAGAAACAUCUCAAGGAUGAUCAAUGGAUACAGGAUGCACCUGAGCUCAAUUUCGAGUCUCAUUGCAAAGGGUCUGAAUACUUAUGUAAAUAAGCUAUUUCUGUUUUUUAUAUUUAAUACAUUUGCAAAAAUGUCUAAAAACCUGUUUUCGCUUUGUCAUUAUGGGGUAUUGUGUGUAGAUUGGGAAAAAAAUAAUUUCAUCCAUUUUAAAAUAAGGCCUUGACUGUACAUACAGUGCAUUCGGAAAGUAAGGGGUCUGACUACUUUCUGAAUGCACUGUAUAUUUGAUCAGUUGUGUCUUUAUAGUUUAGGGUUGUGUAGGAUUUUGGCUAGAGUUAAACUUCAGAUGUAAUCAUAGAAGGCAUGCCUGUGUUUAGAAUUUGAUCAUGUCCAUAGCCUACUAAUGCCAAUCCCUACCUGACUCCCUUCUCUCCGCAGAACAGUGACCAUCCGCCCCCAUACUACAUAGUAGCAGUGCCCACCCAGCCUCCUCCUCAGUAUGGAGAGGUGGUGGGAACCAGAGGGUGGUCUGACGCCACCUUCCAACCUUACUACAUCACCCAGCCUAUACCACAUGCAAAUGUCAUCCAUGUCUCUCAGAGUGCCCGUAAGUUCCUCACAUUCCCUUUACUUCCUCAAUCCUCAAUAUAUAUUCCUUUCCCUAACUAUAACUAUAACUCUUUCUAUGAGAGGGCUCCAUCUCUCUCUCUCUCUCUCUCUUUCUAAACCUAAAAUGUCCCUGUUUCUCCCCCCUGCAGCCUCUCGUCGUAAGAAAUGCUUGUCGUGUGGGAACAGUUCCCACUGUUACGGAGGAUCAGGAGGAGCCACCCUACUGCUUGUCCCCCUCGCUAUCGCUCUCUGGCUGGGAGGUAACUGGACCAAUAACUUACAGAGAACCCAUACAGUACAACAUACAACUAUGUGUACAUAAUGUAACAUAAUUUUACAUGGACAUAAUGUAACAAUAAAAGAUGUGAGAAUUUAUGACAGAAACAUUUAUUUCCAAAAUCAUAAAUUCCAUAUUUAGGGUAUCAUGUGUAUAUGAAUGUAAUAUACCGCAUAUGAUAUUGCAUUGUUUUGGUAUAACCUCUGUCCCUGGUGUCUGGCUACCUAAGCAGCAGUGAAGCCUACCAGCCCAGCGAGAUGGAGAAAGACAGCUGUCCCUCCAACACUGUGGAGUGUGAUGCCCGACAGGAAUGCAAACUGGGCAGAGAUGAGACCAAUUGUUGUCAGUACCCCUGUAGCUACACCUAGUUUUUGUUGUCAGUAACAAAAAGAGAAGCAACCUUUCUGGAUCUGUAAUUGAUUUAUAAUGUUCUAACUGAGUGAUGCAUCUGUGUGAUCCAGUGAUGUUCUAAUUGAGUGAUGCAUCUGUGUAUUAUCCAGUAAGGUUCGGGUCGAACGGGGCUCUCCAGGUGAAGACAAACAGCGCUGGAAGUUUCCUCCCUGUGUGUUACAAUGGCUGGAACAAGGGACUGGCUGACCAGACCUGUGCACAACUAGGCUUCAGAGGGUAAGAUCUUCCCCUGUUUGACUGUACCCAUCAAAUCAAAAUCAAAUGACAUUUUGUUCGUCAUGUACACAGUUUACAGAAGGUAUAAAAGGUGCAGCGAAAUGCUUGUGUGCUAGUUCCCUCCAUAUUGCAGUACAAUAAUCAAUAAUCAAUGGUUUAGUGGUGUGAGGUAGUGAUGUGGGCGACGUGUAUAUGAACUUCUCUCUGCAUCUAUUUAUUUAGGAGUCAUAGCACUAGCAGUGUGAAAGAUGGAUCCUCUACCACUCUCACUGUGACAGGGCAGACCUGCAACACCAUCCAGGGAAAGGUGUCAGUAAAGUAAGUACUCCUGUACACACUCAACAGCCCUUUGCAUAUGUCACACACUGAGUAAUAAUUUACAUGCCAAUUUGUGUACAUAGCUGCGGGAAGUAGGGAUGCUGCAGCACCCCCUGAAUAAUCAGAAUAUAUAUAUAGAAAAAUAUAUAUAUGUGUUUGUGAAAUGUAUACAUUUUUCACAAAAGUAGUGCACUGGGCCUUUACCAGUCCUGUAUUAGCGGACCGAUAUAGCUGUCUGUAGCCGGGCCCCAACAAAAUGUCUUCCCCCCCCAAAUGGCGAAAAAAACACAGCACCCCCAAAUAUCUUCCUGUGGCUAUGGUUGUGUAUAAUACAUCAAACAAAGUCAAAACACUUCACAUAUUUGUUAUGAUAAGAGACAACAUGUACCAGAGCCAAAAAUGCCACCAUUAGAUGGAGUGAGGAAGGCAAAUAAAACAUGUGACCUCAUUGGUGAUCUGAUUUAAAUGUGCUUUUCUGUCUGUGUUCAGUAGCUCAUCCUGCCCCAACAAGGACACUGUCUCCCUGCAGUGUAUCAGUGAGUAACUGUCUUUACAUUCUCUCAGUUCAUGCACAAAGGCAACCAGUGGUGUUUCAAGGCUGCAUAGAGUUUGAUCUAGCUCUCCUGAUGAACAGAGGACCAAAUACAAAUCCCCAUACUGUAUUAGCACUAUGGACCGACUAUGGACGGACUUACUCCCUCUCUCUGUAGACUGUGGCCGGCAGCAGUCAUCCAGAAUCAUAGGGGGCUCUGCAGCGAAUCUGGGCAAUUGGCCUUGGCAAGUCAGCCUCCACUUUCAGGGCUUUCACACCUGCGGAGGCACCCUGGUGGCGCCUGACUUUGUGGUGACAGCAGCCCACUGCUUCCCCAGGUCAGUACGGCAGACAACACAGCAGACAAUGGACAAGGAACUGUGCUGAGACAAUGUAAAGCAGAACAGUAAUGACAUUAUCAAACAGAACAUAUAGAACAGCCCUGAAACGUAACAAUGCUUAGACAAAAUAACUGGGAUAUGACAGUGCAAAGAUAGAACAGAGCUGGAACUGAACAAAGCUAACUGAAGUGAGCUAGCUAAAACUGAACAGUGCUUAGGAUGAACAUGGCUAAAACAGUUAUCAGUGAAGAGUGAAAUUACCUAACAACUCUUUUCUCUCUAGGAAGGACUCAUCGUACCUGGUGCCCAAUAACUGGGCAUGGUUUCUCAGACGAUGCUGCCUCUCCCUGAGAUGGUGGAGAAGAUCAUUGUCCAUGAGAGCUAUGAUGACAACACCAACAACUAUGACAUCGCCCUGCUUAAACUCACACAUUAUGUAGACUACUCCAGUGAGUUCACCUUUAACCUAACAAUAUUACAUGAUUAUUGAUGCACAUUACACCAUACUGGAUCCCUAUUAUCUCUGAUCAUCAUAAUUAACGUGUGUGUGUGUGUGUGUUGUUUCAGACAGCAUCCAGCCUGUGUGUCUGCCUGCCUAUGACAAGACCGUCUCCCCUGGGACAGAAUGCUGGACCUCUGGAUUUGGGACAACAGAGGAGGGGGCAGGUGAGAGUCACAGGGACUGGCACAGAGGGGCAACUUUUUAUGUUCUGUUUGGCAUUGGGGUGAACAUGAAGAGGAAAUAGAAAAACAGCAUGAUAGGAGAUGUGAUGUGAUUAAGGACUAGAAAACAAUCUGGUGUGAUAUUCUGUAUGGUAAUAUCUGGUUUGUUUGCUUUGUGUUCAGACCGUGGAUCCACAAGUCUUAUGGAGGUGACUGUGGACAUUAUUGACUCCAGUGUAUGUAACAGAAACACAGUCUACAACGGCCAGGUCUCUCAGAACAUGUUGUGUGCUGGAGAUAUGAAGGGAGGCAAGGACUCCUGCCAGGUGAGUGGAGGAGGACACUUGGACCCAUCAGAGAACCAGACAGUAGCUACUUCCACACAGCUUCUUACAUGAAGUCCACAAAUCUUACCGUGUCGCUUUAUUCCCUCCUUCCCUUUUCUUCUCUCCCUCUUCCUCUCCGUCUCCAUUUCCGUCUCCCACUCCCCCUACCACUCCUUUCCUCCACUUGGGGGACAGUGGAGGUCCUCUGGUGUGUAAGGACUCAGACCAGCGCUGGUACCUGACGGGGGUGACCAGCUGGGGGGGUAGGCUGUGGCAGGAGGAACAGGCCGGGGGUCUAUAG
Messenger RNA from Coregonus sp. 'balchen', 6059 nucleotides. NCBI's taxonomy places the organism in Eukaryota, Metazoa, Chordata, Actinopteri, Salmoniformes, Salmonidae. The record is from the annotation of a GenBank genome assembly.